Diceros bicornis minor is the source of this 4796-nucleotide messenger RNA. RefSeq names its product zinc finger protein 185 with LIM domain (gene ZNF185). The record is from RefSeq and is a predicted model, not a curated record. The coding region runs from base 148 to 2103 and encodes 651 amino acids. NCBI's taxonomy places the organism in Eukaryota, Metazoa, Chordata, Mammalia, Perissodactyla, Rhinocerotidae. The transcript has 23 exons.
AGCUGGCAGUCCCGGCCAGGCGCUGCCCACCCGAGGGAGCCCGCACUCCGCACCCGCCCACCCAACCCUCUGCCCGCCCCACGAGCCGGGCAUCUGUGCCAGGAGCCCUCUUGAAUCAACUGAGAAGGGAUCUGCAGAGCAAACGCCAUGAGCAUCUCAGCUCUCGGAGGCAGCACCAAAGGGAAGCCUCUCCCACCGGGGGAGGAGGAACGCAAUAAUGUCCUCAAGCAGAUGAAGGUGCGAACCACGCUGAAGGGGGACAAGAGCUGGAUCACCAAGCAGGAUGAAUCAGAGAGUCGCACCCUCGAGCUGCCCUCUGGCCGGAGCAGUGCCACAUCUUUGUCAUCAGCUGCCAGGCCUCCGAGCACAAGAGCUCCCACUGGCUAUAUCAUCCGGGGAGUGUUCACCAAGCCCAUAGACAGCUCAUCCCAGCCCCAGCAGCACUUCCCCAAGGCCAACAGAGCUCCGAAAAGCACUGCAGGUCUGGUGAGAGCAGCUCCCGCUAGGCCUCCCCACCCCUCCUCCUCUGGCUACAAGAUGACCACUGAGGAUUACAAGAAGCUGGCACCCUACAACAUCAGGCGCAGCUCAGCAUCAGGGGCCGCUGAAGAGGAGGAGGUGCCCUUCUCUUCUGAUGAGCAGAAACGGAGGUCAGAGGCUGCAAGCAGUGUGGUGAGGAAGACAGCUUCCCGGGAGCACUCCUACGUCCUGUCAGCGGCCAAGAAGAGCCCCAGCAGCCCUGCCCAGGAGACACAGGCCCCAUUCAUUGCAAAGAGGGUUGAGGUUCUGGAUGAGGAUGGGCCUUCUGAGAAGAGCCAAGACCCACCUGCUCUGGCAAGAUCUACUCCUGGAUCGAGCAGGUCUUCCCCGGGCUCCAAAGAUAAGGAGGUCCUCAGCCCCAGAGAGCCCGACAGAGACUUGGCUGGUGAUGAGGCCUUUAAGAGCCCUGAACCAGACCCUGAAAGGUCAAGUUCACAGUCAAGUGAUGGAAAUGUGGGAUCUGGAGCCUCGGGCUCUCCACCUGAAUGCUUGGUUGGAGCACAUAUCAGCUCUGGGAGAGGAGGGCUAUGCUCAGCUGCUGGCUUCACCCCUCUCCCGGAUGAUCAGAACGUGCAUGGUGCCAACUCUCAGCUUUGCAAGCCUGGACCAGCAGCCACCAGCUCUGGUGCCACUUUGGCCUCUGCUGUCCUGGCUGACAGGAAGAGUGACAGCCCAGCAGACCUGGAGGACAUGAAAGCAGACCCAAAGGGUGCCUUGACUGGUUCUGAGGAGAAGAUUGUGGCUGCCAAGGUGGGAGAGGCCUGGCAGGAGAGGCCCAAAACCCCAAGAAGUGACGAGGGAGACCCAGCUGCAGCCAUCCAACAGCCUGCAGACCCCAGCACCUCCGAGUUGCAGAGCAGCCACAGAAGACCUGAGCAGUUUACGGAACUGAACAGCCAGGCCAGCAGUGCCUUGGCUGGGUCUGAGGAGAAGAUUGUGGCUGCCAAGGUGGGAGAGGCCUGGCAGGAGAGGCCCAAAACCCUGAGAAGUGACGAGGGAGACCCAGCUGCAGCCAUCCAACAGCCUGCAGACCCCAGCACCUCCGAGUGGCAGAGCAGCCCCAGAAGACCCGAGCAGUUUAUGGAACUGGACAGCCAGGCCAGCAGGGUGAGAAACCCCUCAAGCUGUGUGGUCACUGUCACCGUCACUGCUGCUGCUGAGCAGCCUCACGUUUAUAUCCCAGCCUCCCCGAGUGAACCAGACUCCAGCUCAACCAGCAAAGGGAUUCUCUUCAUGAAGGAGUACGUGAAUGCUAGCGAGGUAUCCUCCGGGAAGCCAGUGUCCCCACACAGCAUCAGCAGAAUUGAGGACUCAUUCAACAUGGAGAAGAAACCCCCAUAUGACAGCAUCCCAUACUCUGAGAGAACUGGAGGGAUCUGUACUUACUGCAACAGGGAGAUCCGAGAUUGCCCAAAGAUUACCCUAGAACAUCUUGGCAUCUGCUGCCAUGACUAUUGCUUUAAGUGUGGGAUUUGCAGUAAACCAAUGGGUGAACUCCUGGAUCAGAUCUUCAUUCACCGUGACACCAUCCACUGUGAGAAAUGCUAUGAGAAGCUCUUCUAGAUCCUGGCAGUCCCUCCUGCUUAGCACCUCCUCAGCUAGAAGCACAGAGGAGAAUACCUCCCUUGAAGGCAAUAGGAAUGGGUAGCAACAAGGUUCUCUACCAGCUACAAGCCUCUUCCAACUCCUCUCCAGAAGAUGCAUUGACUUGGACUGUUACUCCUGAUGCCUGGAGUGGUCAGCCACCCCAAGCGCCUCUGACUGGUCAUUGGAUUGGAUGUGUAUUUCCAAUCUCAUGGCUACUUCUAUUUUCUUUUAGCUCCCCCAGGCUGAGAAGAAGCUGCUGACUCCUGGACAAAUUUGGCUGUCCUGAGUUGCCCCAAGUUUCCUAACUUCAUCCCUCCCCAUUUGAUUUCUUCAUGCUUUUGCCCUUCUCAAGUUGAACUUGCUUACAGCCAGUAGUAUAUCUUAAUGAUGCUAUGUUCCUUAUUUGUGUGUGUAACUUUUUAUAGCUUAGAAAUCACUUCACAUCCAUGAUCUCAUUUCAGGCUCAAGCAGAAAGGAUUGAACAAGAAUUCCAUCUUGGCUUCCCUAAGACAGGUGGCCUCCUGGUAUGAUAGGCAUGGGCAAGAGCAUGGGGUUCAGUGUGUUGUGACUCUUGGGACAGAGAGCACAUCCCAUUCUGGUCUACAGCUCUGAGUGUACCUUUGGGACUUGAGAGCAGAAGGAGACCCCCUGAAGCUUCUGAGGGCCAGGUUGAAGACUGUUGAUGAUCCCUGGUGGGUAAAUUGCAGACAUUGAAUGCUAGAAAUUGGCAUAGGCUAAUGUUUGGCUUGUCUAUUUGCCAUAUAUAUAUUUUAAACUUUCCAUACACUUUUAAAAGUAGUUAGUUGCUUUUUAUUGAGUUCUAUAGCAUAUUUUAAUUACCUCUUUCUACCCACCUUUCACUAUAGUUGAGUUUUGUCCCACAGGCAUGUAGUCAUGUAUUAGAAAGUUUACAGAAUUAGGUUUAAAUUCUAUAGGAUGUGAUUCUUAGGAGGCUACUGACCAAAGGGACAUCUGUGUCUGAAUCUUGGUAGGUGAUUGAUACCUUUGCCCUCAAUUCCUGAUCCCUAAGCUUUAUGCAGAAAUCCUCUAAAGUAGGUUUUAGGGUAUAUAGACUCCUGCAGGAUUAAGAAGGGAGAAAAGCAGCUAACAUUUCUUGAGGCCUUUCUACAUACCAGGCAUUAUCACAAAGUGAUGAUGUUAAUCCCCAUACUAAUCUUGUGCAGAGGGUAUUCUUGUCCCCAGUUUACAGAUGAGGAUAUUGAGGCUCAUAUAUGAGAGAUGGUCAUUGCAUUGUGCAGAACCAUUGCUGUCUCUCCCUUCUAACAGUAACCACAACAGCGAGCACUGAUUCAGUGCUGAGUAUGUGUCAAACACUGUGCUGAGGUUACCUAUCCUACCAGGUAACACCACCCCCUCAGGCCUCUCCUGAGGCACACUCUUACAAAGAGGAGAAGGUGUGAAAUCACUCCUCGUCUGGCCAUCCUGGGUCGCCCUGUGAAGUACCAGAAGGACCAAACUGCCCCCCUUCUCUCUCCUCCCCUUUCCCUGAAACCGCUUCUGAACUGAGAUGCUCACAGCUGGCAAGAGAUUUGACUCACAGACCUUCCCAAAGAGGAGCUUGUCAAUCCAGGGAAAGCUCUAGUGGGCUAGCCAAUCUGAGCACAGCACCUUCAGUGACCUCCUAUAUUCCAGUCCAGACUCUGUCCCAAGCUAGCAGCAACUACUGGGGCCCCACGUACUCAGAAUGUGGAAACCUGUUGCUGGCUGGACAGGUGCAGGCCCAUUCGUGUGGUCAGCUGACGCUCUGCUCAACUUCAACUGGGCUUCUCUACCUUUGGGACCAGCAUCGCUGUGUAGGCUCCCCGAGAGGAGGAACAACCUGAGAGUUUUCCUGAUGAAAAAUGAGAGCCUCUUCUCUUGAUUUAAUUAUAAAAUAUCUCUCCAUCUCUCCCAUUUCAGAGUCCUAUGCACAUUGACUGGUAGGCUUGUUCUUCUUGUCAAAUGAUCAGGGAGGAUCCAUUUAUUUGCAAAGAGAUGCAUCAGAUUUGCUUUGGAGGGAAAAAGUGGUACAACAUGCCGUGUACUGACACUGAACGUGAGCUGGUGUUCCUCAAGACUAGCCCUUGGCCCAUGGUAGGCACUGACACAUAGGUGCUGAAUGAAUGAAUGAAAAGAAAAGAAAUGUCACUUUUUGGGCAGGAGGUGCCAUCCGUGAGUCUUGGUACUACAGGCCCCGCUGAUGGAGUGCAGGAUAAAAAGGUCCAAGAUAGGCUGGCUUCCCCACCUUCAAGAUACACUCUGCCUUUAAGGGAGUUUUAGAACCAACAUGCAAGAUAUUGAUAGAAAGCUUGCGAGAUCAAUAUUGAUUUCAAUCCAAAACAGCCUCUCUCAAUGGCUAAAAAGGCACAGAAUUCUGCAGACUUAAGGAAAAGGGGUGGUUGCAUCACACUUUUGCUUUUUAAUUGCCUAGUGUGUUUAAUCAUACUUGCUUAACCCACAUUAAUGUACACAAUUAUAAUAAAUGUUAAGAUAUUAUAUGUGUUAAGGUUUCCUUUUUUAAGUGUAAUAACUUGGUGUACCUGGCUGUGUGAUUUAUUUUCUCCUAUUACCUGAAGCCAUUCUCUCUACAAAAGCAAAUAAAUACUUUCAGAAGUAUCAAAUCUAAAGAGAAAAAAAUAGCAAGAUCGAGAAACUAUGCAUGCACAGGG